This is a messenger RNA of Micropterus dolomieu (smallmouth bass), 2798 nucleotides long. It is a transcript of the gene xpnpep1, whose product is annotated as X-prolyl aminopeptidase (aminopeptidase P) 1, soluble. NCBI's taxonomy places the organism in Eukaryota, Metazoa, Chordata, Actinopteri, Centrarchiformes, Centrarchidae. Bases 738 to 2627 code for a protein of 629 amino acids. The record is from RefSeq and is a predicted model, not a curated record. The transcript is spliced from 20 exons. Gene Ontology annotation, molecular function: metalloaminopeptidase activity.
GAAAUGGGUGGUCAUCCCGCGCCGUGUCUGUAGCGUAAUGUCCGUAAUCAAAGCUGAGUGAAAAUCUUGAUUAGUACUUAGUGUAAAAUUGGGAAAAUUAGCAAGCUACUACAUCCUACAGUGCUACCACACCCACAAUUAAAAUCCAUGGCGCUGCAAACUGAAUGAAUUAACUUAUUGUGUGUCACGGGUGGCCUGUUGAUGAACAGCGAUGUGUGAAUAAAAAUAAAUAGCCUGUCCACUUCAGCCCAAGCUCUGCGUUUUGUAGCUUAUUAUCAAAAUAUCACGAGCAACUGUUUAAUUGUAUUGUUGCUAGUUCGCUCGCAAGUAGGUUGCCAACUUGUAAACAACAAUUGCGUGGGGAACGUUUAGCCAAUAGGAGAAGUCAUCGAUGUAGAACACUGCGACGUGAUUGGUCGGCUCGUAGAAGUGUAUUUUUAUUAUUUGCACCGCGCUAAACCAUCCUGUAGUGGACGUGGAUAGUGAAAGAGAAUUCACCACUGCACAGUAACCUCUGGCUGCUGUUUUAGGAGAUUAUCGCAGUGAAUUUAGGUCACAGACCUGCAGACACCAGCCACUUAGUCUAGUUCUUUUAAUAUUUAACUCAUGUGACAGUUGCUUAAUCAGCAUGUUGCAGCAGGUUAAGAUCCAGGUGUGGACUGUGACUUUGAGCUCCACGUCAAUAGUCAGGUAGGCCACAGUCAGUCACUAUCCAGCUCCAGUCGCAUGAAAUCAACAUGGCUUCCAAAAAGUCAGACACAGGCAUGGCUCCAAAGAUCACAGGAGAGCUGCUCAGGCAGCUUCGCCAUGCCAUGAGGAAUUGUAAAUACUUCUCUGAGCCCAUUCAGGCUUACAUUGUCCCUUCUGGAGAUGCACACCAGAGCGAAUACAUUGCACCGUGUGACUGCAGACGUGAAUUUAUCUGUGGAUUUAAUGGCUCUGCAGGUACAGCCAUCAUCACAGAGCAGCAUGCUGCAAUGUGGACUGAUGGCCGAUAUUUCCUGCAAGCCACUCAGCAGAUGGACAACAACUGGACCCUUAUGAAGAUGGGACUGAAGGAGACACCCUCUCAGGAGGACUGGCUGAUCAGCGUCCUGCCAGAGAACUCCAAAGUAGGAGUAGAUCCUUGGAUCAUCGCUGCUGAUCAGUGGAAGAACAUAUCCAAGGCACUGACCAGUGCAGGCCACUCUCUGGUGGCAGUGCAGGAUAACCUGAUCGAUGCGGUCUGGAUAGACCGCCCAGAAAGACCCAGCACACAGCUCCGCACCUUGGGAUUGGAGUACACCGGUAUGUCCUGGCAAGACAAGAUCACAGCGCUGCGAGCGAAGAUGACCGAGAGGAAAACGACCUGGUUUGUUGCCACGGCGUUGGAUGAGAUUGCAUGGCUUUUCAACCUCCGUGGUGCCGACAUAGAGUACAACCCAGUUUUCUUUGCAUAUGCCAUCGUGGGGAUAAACACAAUAAGGCUUUUUGUGGACUUAAAGCGUCUUUCUGAUCCCGCACUGAGAGACCACCUGCAGCUGGACUCCCCCAGCAAGCCUGACCUAACCAUCCAAACGUUCCCGUACGAGUCGGUCUACACCGAGCUCCAGGCCAUCUGCGCGGCACACGGCCCGAAGGACAAAGUGUGGAUCUGUGACAAGGCCAGCUGUGCUCUCACACAGGUCAUCCCCAAGGCUCACAGGACUCCAAUUCCCUACACUCCACUCUGCCUCGCCAAGGCUGUGAAGAACUCAACUGAGAUUCAAGGCAUGAAAAUGGCCCAUAUCAAGGAUGCAGUGGCCCUUUGUGAACUCUUUGCUUGGUUGGAAAAGGAGAUUCCAAAAGGAACAGUGACUGAGAUCUCUGCUGCUGAUAAGGCGGAAGAAUUACGAAGUCAACAGAAAGAAUUUGUUGGCCUCAGUUUCCCCACAAUCUCCAGCGUUGGUCCAAACGGAGCAAUUAUACAUUACAGACCUCUGCCUGAAACCAACAGAACCCUCUCCAUGAAUGAAGUUUACCUGAUCGACUCUGGAGCUCAAUACGUUGAUGGGACCACUGAUGUUACACGCACCAUGCACUUUGGGACACCAUCUGCUUUUGAGAAGGAAUGCUUUACCUAUGUCCUGAAGGGACACAUAGCUGUCAGUGCUGCCGUUUUCCCCAACGGAACAAAAGGCCACCUGUUGGAUUCGUUUGCCCGUUCAGCUCUGUGGGAGUCAGGGCUGGACUACCUUCAUGGUACUGGCCAUGGUGUGGGCUGCUUCCUGAAUGUUCAUGAGGGGCCCUGCGGCAUCAGCUACAAGACCUUCGCCGACGAGCCUUUGGAGGCCGGCAUGAUCGUCAGUGACGAACCUGGGUACUAUGAAGACGGAUCUUUUGGCAUUCGUAUUGAAAAUGUGGUCCUUGUCAUACCAGCUAAGCCCAAAUACAACUACAGAAACAGAGGUAGCCUGACAUUUGAGCCCCUCACUCUGGUUCCUAUUCAAGUCAAGAUGAUGAAUACACAGCUACUCACUCAGAAAGAGCGCGACUGGGUGAACGAGUACCACAGGAAGUGCCGGGAGGUGGUUGGAGCAGAGCUGGAGAAGCAAGGCAGGAAGGAUGCACUGGAGUGGCUGAUCAGAGAGACCCAGCCAAUCGUCUGAGGGUUGACUCUUGUGCAGUGCAGUCCCUUAGCCCAGAAGUACUGUACGAUCAAUUGCUCUGCAGUGAUAAUCGUUUGUAAUUUUUUCAUCUUUCUCUGUAUCUCACACUCCGCUUCUUUUGUAAAGCACAUUGUAUCAGCAGUUUUAUUAAAGAUCAAUAAAAAAUCUUUA